Messenger RNA from Hyalella azteca, 4355 nucleotides. RefSeq names its product growth/differentiation factor 8-like. The transcript is spliced from 4 exons. The coding region runs from base 374 to 1798 and encodes 474 amino acids. Gene Ontology annotation, molecular function: cytokine activity; growth factor activity. Gene Ontology annotation, cellular component: extracellular region. Lineage: Eukaryota; Metazoa; Arthropoda; Malacostraca; Amphipoda; Hyalellidae. Gene Ontology annotation, biological process: SMAD protein signal transduction. The record is from RefSeq and is a predicted model, not a curated record.
UCUUCAUAAUCUGCGAGGGAUUUUCAAUCAAGCGAUGCCUGUCAAUUCGCAACUUAGUGAUUUACAAACCGUUUUCAUUGUGUACAAGUCUUCAAUGAGGAGCGUUACACUUAAACCAUUGGAUGGUGAUGUUGAGGUGACCACGCCCACGAGCAAGUUCUCCACGCCCCUAGGUUCUACUUCACCGGGUUAACUGGUGAACCUUUGCUGAGUUGAGCUGGUGGUCUCGGCGUAACAAGAGAUUGUUAACGCGCGUGAUAAGCGCCCUCUAGCGUGCGCGACUCGGUUGGCAUAAAACCCUGAACGGCGACGUGUUCAAGUCAGUUUUAUCAUAAGUUCGUCAGUGAUAAGACUCAGAAUAGUUCUAGUCGUCAUGAGUCUGUGCCUUCGAGUUCUCACUCUCAUGGGCGUCUCGCUAGCUGUUGUAGACUUAGUAACGUUGUCCAACGCGAAAACCGUGAUACAAUUAAAUAGUAGAGUCAAUCCCUUAAACAAUGAAUACGUUCUUCCAGGAGAUGGGGUAUCCAGUCGGUACAGUUAUGACCGACCAAUUUUGGACAGUGGUCACAGUUUUGGGCAAAACCAAACUCCCCACAAUAAACACCGACACGAUCACGAAAGUCGCCUGCAGCAGCAUCCAAGCGCAGAUCAGAGUAGAAAUCCAAGACCGCAUCGGAACCAUGGAGGAGCUGGAAAACAGAACCUGCAGAACACCCAACCAGCAGUUCCUCCGAACGCACCCAAAACCGAGACGGUUUCCGCGGCUGCCUCGCCUGAUAUUCCGAUAUACGAUCAAGAAUUUGAAGAAAGGAAACUGUUUCGAAUCAAGCAAAUUCAGAUCCAUAUUUUGCAGCAGCUACAUCUGGAUUCGGCGCCCAACGUCACUGGCAUUAUUGAGAGCUCAAACCCUGAAAUCAAGAGACUAAAAGAAAGCAUCGAUGAGAGCAACGAAAAUAUGACUCGGGACACCAGCUAUCAACGAGACAUGCCGAGAGAGUUCAGCGAUAAGAAGAUCUUCAUUCCCGUCGAAGAUCGUUAUCCGUUCGACUUCCAGCACUCGAACACGAGUGACAUAAUGUAUUUCAAGAUGAGUCACGGUGAGAUUAGCCAAGCCUUCAUCCACUUGUGGAUCAAGCCUGUGAGAUCAGCUCCAGGCUCCAAGCACGUCAUAGAAAUUUACAAAGUCAGCGCGCCCGUCGACAAGAACAACUACAUCAGAAUGAACAUGCUGUCCGUCGACACGGUGAACUUGGAGCACAACAAAGGCUCGUGGAUUCGGUACCCAGUGUUCGCGAUGGUGGCGGACUGGGCCACGAACCCCGACAACAACCUGGGCAUGAUCGUCAUCAUGAAGGGUCCGGACGACAACCAAAUUGCCGUCACUAACUCCAAGGAGGAACCUGAGAAAGCGCCGUUGCUGGAAGUGCAGUUCAUCCACGAGAGCGACAAAGCGAACCGACUCGCCCGCUCCCCAGACGGCGGCAAAUGCUCCCUGACUGAGACCAGAUGCUGUCGCUUCCCCCUUCCUGUCAACUUCACGGAGCACAACUUUGACUUCAUUGUUGCUCCCAAGGUGUACAUGGCUAAUUUCUGCAAUGGAACUUGUGAUUACCUGUACGCACAGCAGCACAUACACAUGGCUAUGGUGCAGAAAAUACACAGUGGGACUGCGACACACGGUCCGUGCUGUGGUGCAAAGGAACUCAUGCCUCUCAACAUGCUCUACUACGACCAUGACAGAAAAAUACGCUUCGAUACCAUCAAUGACAUGAUCAUUGAGAAAUGCAGUUGUGAUUAGGAUUUACUGAGGAGAUAUGCUCUUCAAGAAAGAGGUUACUCUUUGUUGAAUUAGGGUGUGAUACUGUGAUCUGGGGUAAUUGUCGAGUCGUGCUUUAUUAUUAUGGGGUAAUUAUAAGAAGAGAAUGUGGGUUUGACUGCUGUUAUUAUAAGAAGGGAUUGUGGGUUUGACUGCUGUUGUUGCGGUUAAUUGAGAUGCAAUUAUAAAGUAUAAAUCUGUUGUACCAACACCGAGAAGUGGAAGCUGCAUCAGGGUUCGAACACUUAACGAUCGGCAAAGCUCCUCCAGGAUGAGGUUUUAAGAGUGAAUGUAGUAAUGCACGAUUCUGUGAUCGAUUGGAUUUGGGAGCUAUUUUGAACUAGAGAUGUGCUAAUAAUGGCUGGAAGUGUGCAAGAAAACUGUGAUUGGGCUGAUUACGGAGACCUGCCCAUUAGAAUCUGGUGUUAAUUUAGCUUUUAGAAGAGGAGUAAAUAGAGUAUUAGAAUCGACUAUCGUUGAGACCCAGCCCACUGUGAAAGGUUCCGAGUUUUAUAUUUGAACCUAAGUAUGAUGGCUCAAAAUUGAAAUUUAAGCACUCCAACGAGAUGCAUUAACCCUUAGAGCAGACGUUGAAACACACAAAAUAUGCACUACUAAUUAAACGUAAGCAUUUACUGAAUGGUCUUGCAGUUAUUAUAUAUCAUUGCCGUUAAAAAGUAAUGAAUUGCAAAAUAUACCAAUAUAUUGUACAUAUGAAGCAUGCGUCAUGUAUUGCACAUUCUUUGUCCCUGUUAACUGAUGCGGUUGAAUAUUAUCUUUUACGUAUAAAUUGCAAAUAUUACCUAAAUUUUAGUGUAGAUCCGUGAGAAGUUCGAACAAGAAUGACUGGUAAUUUGUUCAUUGCUGAGUUCUUUACUAAGAGGGACAUUUAGUCUGACAAGACAAAUAGCUGAUUUCUAUCGAGAUGACACUGUACAGGAGAUCAGUUGUAGGCUGGUGAUAGAUUCAAAGAACGUAAAUUUUGUAAGUUUGGUAAAAGAUAAGCUGUAAUUUAUUCGUCCUUUUUAGGGAAUAAAUAUUGUAUAAUUCGUAAAAAAAACUUUAUUGAUCAAGAUUGUUAUUUAAGUAUACUUUCUGUACACGUUAUAGAAGAUCUAUAUAAAAAAUCCGUAGUAUUUAAACUCGAACAGUUCAGGUCGUCACCUCUCUGGAAAAAACUAAUUAACCUGUUUCCUACAUUUUCUAAUUCGUAAUAAGUACUUUUCAUGAACAUUAAACACCUUUGUGCUAUGGAACCAUAUUUAAAUGAAUUUUAUGACAUAUAUUCCACGGCUUUUGUACACAUUGAGUUUGCAAUGUUAGAGUACGAGCUUUCGGGACAAGUGACAACGAAACUGAUUGAAGUUUUGAUGCAACUCAAAGUUUUGAGGGUUAGCAAAGGAAAUGAGGUAAAAUGUGUGACUUAGUUUUUUUCUAAACCCGACAUUUUAGACUUUGGACAUUUUUAAUAUGACAUGAAUGAGAAAGGUACGUCUCAUAUUGUAAGGCUGUGUAAUACAGUAAAAUUAACAAAGUUCUAUUAAAAUACGCACAUAAUAACAAAAUUGGAUUAUCAUAUAUGACUAUAACCACGAACCUUAGAACUUCAAUCAACAUAAUUUAUUCCACCUUCUCUUCCUAACUCGUUUCCAUGAAUAUGAAGUGUAACUUACUGUUAUCGUAUAUAGGUGUAGGAAAUAAUCGUUGGCAGUUAAUUACCAUAAUACUAGCUUAAUAUCCAUCAUAGUUAACGAGGGAUAUUAGUUCAUCGGCUAAGUCUCUGUGAUGAAUCAAAGCCAAACUGCCAUUCGAGUGAUAUUUUUUAACAUUAAAUUUAUUCUAUGCACGUUCUUCUCACUACUGAUCUUAUCGCUUCGUGAUGAAAUUUAGAGCGCCUAAAGUUUGACAUUCACCAAGGAUCGCUUAUAAAAGCUGAAUUAUAAUGCUGGUGAUGUCACGAGCACCGUUAUAAUGUCGUCACUACCAUUUCGCACCUAUUUACCUGCGUGGAGAAAUGAAAGUACGUAGCCAUUUAUGCAUGUGUACAAUAGGUUUCAACUUAUCGAAUAUCUUUGCACAGAUUCAAGUCCAUACUUUAACAACUUAGUGAUUAUAUCAGAGUAAUUAUAAAGACUUUUGCGAUUAGAAUAAGAGUUCAGUCGGUAUUGAUGACUUUUGAAAAAAAUUAACUACAUAAAAACUUGUACAUUAAAUUUAUAACAUAAAAAGUCGAAUUUCAUAGUUUUCUCCGGCAAUUUAUUUAUACGUGACCAAAUCUUUAGAUCAUCGUGUCGAUUUAAUUUGAAUAAAUGGCAAUAUAUAAUCGUAACUUUGCAUUUAAAGUCAUGACUAAUGAUGAAUUCCUUCGAAAAAUGUAAUAACUUCAUUGACUUCAAUGUAAAUAAUGUAACUCUAGAUUUUUGUAUGAUUCUAUAUAAUUAAAGUCUAAUCAGGUGAUAUCAUAUGUAUCAAUUCACCACUUUAGAGGUAGGGAGAAUUCCAAUAGAUUGAAUACUUUAAUUACCUUUAAUAAGUCACC